Molecule: messenger RNA, 944 nt
Organism: Solanum verrucosum
Lineage: Eukaryota; Viridiplantae; Streptophyta; Magnoliopsida; Solanales; Solanaceae
Exons: 11
Coding region: 1-894 (297 amino acids)
Biological process (GO): positive regulation of ubiquitin-protein transferase activity; protein neddylation
Cellular component (GO): ubiquitin ligase complex
Molecular function (GO): cullin family protein binding; ubiquitin conjugating enzyme binding; ubiquitin-like protein binding
Source: RefSeq, a predicted model, not a curated record
AUGAAGGAGAAGAGAAGAAGAGGAGAGAGCAGAUGGAGAUGGCCGAUGGUUAACAAUGGAGGAGGCGCUGGAAUUGAUGCAGAAAAGAGAAAUGACAGAAAUAACCCUUCAACUUCAAUGUUUUUACAGGGAAGCGCACAAGGCCACAAGUUGGGGUAUGGGCGCAAGGGUACUGUUCGGGGUUUCAUGGCUCACACUGGCGUAAGUGAGAAAUCAGCUAUUCAGCAUCUGAAGAACAAUGAUUGGAAUUUUCAAUUAGCAGUGGAAGAAUACUACAGCCAGGAACAUGCUACGGAGAAAAACCGAUGUGAGGUGCUUUUCAAUAAAUACAAAGACCCGAAUGUUGACAUGAUUAUGGCUGAUGGUAUUAGCAAUCUCUGCAAUGAUCUUCAGGUUGAUCCUCAGGAUAUAGUUAUGUUGGUAUUUUCAUGGAAAUUGAAAGCUGCGUCCAUUUGUGAAUUCUCGAAGCAGGAGUUUAUUGGUGGAGUACAGUCUCUUGAAAUAGAUUCAAUGGAGAAUUUCAAGAAUAAAAUCCCAUUUUUGCGAUCUCAGCUGAAAGAUGAAGAUACUUUCAGUGAAAUUUACAACUUUACUUUUGAUUGGGCAAAGGAGAAGGGUCAGAAAACUUUGGCCUUGGAAACAGCACUUGCAUUGUGGCAGUUGCUGUUUGCAGAAUUGCAGUGGCCAUUGAUUGAUCAAUGGUGUCAGUUUAUCCAGGAACGGCAUAACAACGCUAUCUCACGUGAUAUUUGGUUACAGCUGCUGAAAUUUGCAAAGACUGUGGACGCGACAUUAUCAAACUAUGAUGCUGAAGGAGCUUGGCCUUGUCUUCUUGAUGAAUUUGUUGAAUACUUGAUCAAAAAUGAUACUUGUGAUAAAAAGUCAGAUGAGUGAUGGGAGACAGAAAUACCCAUGCUGUGCUGCAGUCACUUUCUAUAAUAUGA